Molecule: messenger RNA, 498 nt
Organism: Ostreococcus tauri
Lineage: Eukaryota; Viridiplantae; Chlorophyta; Mamiellophyceae; Mamiellales; Bathycoccaceae
Product: FAS1 domain
Exons: 3
Coding region: 1-498 (165 amino acids)
Source: RefSeq, a predicted model, not a curated record
AUGCUCGCUCAAAAGUUCACCAUCUCCGCCAAGGCGGUCAACGUCACCUCCGCCAAGGUGCAAAAGCGCGGCCAAACCAUCGUUCGCCGUAACUCCAAGGGGGGCGAAGAGGGUGCCCGUGAUUUCGGUAACUCCGCCAUGGCGAUGAUCGUCAAGGCCGCGGCCUACGGUCUCCUCGGUGCCGCGAUCACCAAGUCUGGCGCCGAAGACUCGUACAUGCAAGAAGGCCCGAUCACCGUGUUCGCCCCGGAUGAUGACGCCAUGGGUGACUUCGCCAAGACUCAAGGCUUGUCCAAGGUUGAGUUGAUGAACUACCCGGAACUCAAGACGCUCUGCUUGAACCACGUCGCGGUCGGCAAGUUCGACUCCAAGAACCUCCCGGCCGAGGUCACCAUGAUCUCCGGCAAGAAGGUCUCCACCGCCGGUCUCAAGUUCAAGAAGAACGACAUCGCCGUCGGCAACGGUCUCAUCCACGCUAUCAAGGAAGUGGUUGUCUAA